Molecule: messenger RNA, 3483 nt
Organism: Suillus plorans
Lineage: Eukaryota; Fungi; Basidiomycota; Agaricomycetes; Boletales; Suillaceae
Exons: 11
Coding region: 1-3438 (1145 amino acids)
Molecular function (GO): protein binding
Source: RefSeq, a predicted model, not a curated record
AUGUCGAACCUCAUUUCAAUCGCCACACCCCUGCGACAGUUUAAAGGUCACGAAGCAAGCGUAGCCGCACUCGCAGUUUUUCCCGAUAAACGACGGAUAGUUACGUGCUCAUGGGACAGGACGCUUCGGUUAUGGGACUUGAAGACAGGUGUUGUGUUGAAGAAGAUGGAGCAUUGCACUAUGGUGCGGAGAUUGGCGGUAUCACGAGAUGGGCAAUUGAUAGCAAGCAGUGAUCAUAAUGGAGAGGUCAUCAUCUGGCACGGAGAAACUCUUGAAUCACUCACCGAAUUCGAAGCCCACUCUUAUUUGAUCAGCUCGCUGGAUUUGUCUCCCGAUGGCACAAUGCUGGCCACUGGUUCAUAUGACGAGGGAAUGACGAAACUGUGGAAUACCAAAACCUGGCAGGUGCAAGGAGAUCCAAUCGAGUGUGGUGAUUCUCUCAAUUGUGUACGGUAUUCACCGUCUGGAGAACUUCUUGCCAUCACAACGGACAACGAUAUCCAAAUUUACAAUUCAGGCACGAGGAAACGCGUCGCAUCCUUCAAGGGUCACACAGAAUACAACAGCUCACUCGCAUGGACGCCCGAUGGCACACGCAUUCUCACAGGUGGCUCUGCGGGUGAUCCUACCAUACGCGAAUGGGAUACAACAAAUUGGAAGCAGAACGUCCAUCUCUGGCAGCUCUCAGACCGACAAACCAUUGCCAUAUUCAAGCACCCAUCCGUUUCGACAUGCGUCACCUUCUCCGUGGACGGUAACCACAUACUCAGCGGAGAUGCCGAUAACAUGAUCUCAGAGUGGGCAGUACCUCAGGGUAUUCAUCCAAAGAUUCUCGCCAUCACAACAGCCCGCGAUGCAUGCAUAGAUGGGGACUUGUCUGCCGCCGCCGAACUACUUGCCCAAAAUAUCAACACCGAUCCUAACAACCAUACUUCCUACGCUCAUCGCUCAUUUGUUAUGGCGCGAAAACACGACUGGGACCACGCCCUUCAUGACGCAAUCAAGUCCAUCAGCAUUCAACCCUCAUUGACAGGCUAUAUCUCCAAGGGUAUUGCCCUCUGUGGAAAAGGCCGUGUCCAGGAUGCGAGGGCAGCAUUUGAUGUUGCAUCAAUGUAUACAGACCAAGAUUCACAGAUCCUCCAUUUCCUGCUCUUGAUCAAAGUCAUCGCGCUUUUCAACGCAAAUCAACAUGACGAGGCAAACCUGCUCCUUAGAGAACUCACUUCCGGCUGUCCAAAUGCCGACACUCGCGCAUGUCAUACCGUGGAAGCAUAUCUACGUGUUCAACUCGGACUCAAAGCCUUGGAUGGCGCAUGCCACGAUGAAGCCGCUGACCAUUUCACUGCCGCUCUCGAUACCAGCAAUUUAUCAUCAAAAUCGGACAUUCAUGAAAUUUAUGAGGAUUUGGUGGUGCUCUUCGGCUGGGAUCUCAAAUUGUUGUGGCUCACUGCGCACCAGAAACGGUGCCAGGCUUUCCUUUCCUCGGGCAAAGUCGAUGAAGCUCUCGAAUCACACAAAUCUAUGGUAAACAACAUUGACGAAACGACAAAGGCCAGAUGCCUUGACUGGUCCACUGGCAAUGCCCUCUUUCUUGUCAACGGAGAUACUGUCCUCGCUGCAGGCGAUUAUGACAGGGCUAUUGACCUUUACUCUGUGGUGAUCGACUUGAAUUCCGCAUCUGAUGUCGUCUUCGUAAAGCGCAGCAAGGCAAGGUUGGGAAAAAUGCUAUGGAUGGAAGCACUCCUUGAUGCGCAGAAGGUCACCGAACUCAACUCUUCGUCUUAUCUCGGAUACAGUUUGAAGCACGCAGCGCUUCAUGGUGCACAACGCUACGAUGAAGCGAUACAGGCCUUUAGAAUCAUGCUCUCAAAAUUAGAUAAUGCUCACGACACCGAGACACGAAAGUUGCGCCAGCAGUAUCUCGGUCCAUUCGAAGUGGACCGUGAUAUUCGAAAGGCCAUCAAUGCUCAACUUGACAAUACUCCGCUACGUGUACUCGACACUACCACUGGUCUCUUAUGCGAUCGAGAGGCGCAGAUACGCAUCUUCAAAAUGAGCAAAGAGUACAAGGAGCUUGUAUCAUCAACAAUCACGCAUUCGGACUUCCGAAUGAAGCGCAUCAAAGAAGUGGUGAUGACGUACUUCCAAUAUGCCAUGCUGUCGCACAGGUGGGAAGGGAAGGAGCCGCUGCUGCAGGAUAUCCAAGGCAAGGUCGUCUAUGAGUUGGGUCCAGUUGGUGGCAUCACAAAAUUGCAGUCCUUCUGCAAAACUACUCGCGAUCUGGGAUAUCGCUGGGCAUGGAGCGAUACAUGCUGUAUCGACAAGAGCAACAGUGUUGAGCUCCAAGAAUCGGUCAACUCCAUGUUCAUCUGGUAUCACCACUCCGCGCUCACAGUCGUAUACCUCUCGGAUGUUCCACCUUCGUCAAAGUCUGGCGCGCUGGCAAAGAGCGCUUGGAACACACGCGGAUGGACUGUUCAGGAAUUCCUCGCUCCCAAUGUUAUUUUAUUUUACCAGAAGGAUUGGACUCCUUAUCUCAGCGAUCGCACUCCAAACCACAAGGAUUCCGUUGCCAUCAUGCGGGAGUUAGAAUACGCGACAGGCAUAGAUCGACGAGCCGUCGUGGCCUUCCGUCCCGGGAUGAGAGGCGCCCGAGAGAAACUUCAGUGGGCGUCGACACGUAUUACCACAAUGCAAGAAGACAUCGCAUACUCGUUAUUCGGCAUCUUCGGUAUCACCCUACCUGUCAUUUAUGGCGAGAAGAAGCAGAGCGCACUCGGGCGGUUCCUGCAAGAAAUCAUAGCUCAGUCGGGCGACAUUACUGCCCUGGACUGGUCAUUGGUCUCCUCGCUGCGAGGUGGUAUGGCUCUAGAGACGGCUUCGAUAUUGUAUCAGACAGUUGAUUACAUGAGCGCUCCCCGUUUUGCGUACCGUCGGUUGCAUUUGCCUUGCAUCGUAUUUCCAGUCACAGAUGCUAUGCGAGGGCAAAGUCGAGACCAGGACACAUAUACAUAUGACCUCAAAUCAAAUGGGCUUCAUGACCUGCAGAUUGCCACGGCAGACAAGUUGAUCCCAUUCUCGCGCGCAAGGCCGCCGCCCGCCUGGCAGACAAUCUUGCUUGUUCGUCCAUGGAGCCGCGAUCUCCUGGAGUUGUAUGACUCUGCAGACGAUGCACACAGCGUGGUACUUGAGACCAUGCCCAAGUCUCCGUCGCACGAUUCACUUCCUGCACAAACUGAGCCGAUUUAUUCGGAAUCUCACUCGCGAGCAUUGCGAUUGAUCGUUCGCCUUGGACAGCCUUUUAGUGCAUUAUUGCUAGCGCGGCAGCGCAACGGAGAAUUCAAGAGGAUUGCAUCCGAUCAUGAUAUCAUUGCACAGGUUGAAGACAUGGCUUCGAUUAGGUACUUGAUGGACAUUAGGACGCUAGAGAUAGUGUAACUGUAUGAAUGAAUCCUUUCGACAAUCUCAUACCUGUUCCUGGAU